AUGACAAGAACUCAUUACUCGCCAAACAAGACGCUCGUUCCCCACCGCCUCCAUCAGCCCAGUGCUCCACCCACCGCUCCACCCGCCUCCAUCAGCCCAGUGCUCCACCCGCCUCCAGCAGCCCGCCGCUCCACCCACCGCUCCUCCCGCCUCCAUCAGCCCAGUGCUCCACCCGCCUCCAUCAGCCCAGUGCUCCACCCGCCUCCAUCAGCCCACCUCUCCACCCGCCGCUCCACCCACCUCUCCACCCGCCUCCAUCAGCCCAGUGCUCCACCCGCCUCCAUCAGCCCACCUCUCCACCCGCCUCCAUCAGCCCACCUCUCCACCCGCCUCCAUCAGCCCAGUGCUCCACCCGCCUCCAUCAGCCCACCUCUCCACCCGCCUCCAUCAGCCCACCUCUCCACCCGCCUCCAUCAGCCCAGUGCUCCACCCGCCUCCAUCAGCCCAUCUCUCCACCCGCCUCCAUCAGCCCAGUGCUCCACCCAUCUCUCCAACCGCCUCCAUCAGCCCACCGCUCCACCCGCCUCCAUCCUCCAUCAGCCCACUGCUCCACCCGCCUCCAUCAGCCCACCGCUCCACCCGCCUCCAUCAGCCCAGUGCUCCACCCGCCUCCAUCAGCUCACCGCUCCACCCGCCUCCAUCAGCUCACCGCUCCACCCGCCUCCAUCAGCAAACCGCUCCACCCACCGCUCCACCCGCCUCCAUCCUCCAUCAGCCCACCACUCCACCCGCCUCCAUCAGCCCACUGCUCCACCCGCCUCCAUCCUCCAUCAGCCCACCGCUCCACCCGCCUCCAUCAGUGCUGUAUUUGUCAGUAAAAUUGACCUGCUGAAGGGUUACUGGCAAAUUCCGCUGGCCCCUCGUGCCAAAGAGAUCUCGGCCUUUGUGACGCCAGAUUACUUCCUGCAGUACACCGCCAUGGCUUUCGGCCUUCGUAACGCCGCCGCCACUUUUCAGAGGCUCAUCAACGGCGUUCUUGAUGGCGUGCCAAACUGCGAAGCCUAUCUUGAUGAUUUGGUGAUUUAUAGCGCCACCUGGCCUUCACAUAUGGCCCACCUCUCCACUGUGUUCCAGCGGUUGUCAGAAGCGAAUUUAACCAUCAACCUGGCUAAAUGCGAGUUUGGCCAGGCGACCGUGGUAUAUCUGGGUAAAGUCGUUGGCCGCGGGCAGCGCACUGCACUGUGGUGCACAAGUCCACGGCCACCUGCAACACAAGUCCACGGACCACGGCCACCUCCAACACAACACAAGUCCACGGCCACCUCCAGCACAACACAAGUCCACGGCCACCUCCAACACAACACAAGUCCACGGCCACCUCCAGCACAACACAAGUCCACGGCCACCUCCAACACAAGUCCACGGCCACCUCCAGCACAACACAAGUCCACGGCCACCUCCAGCACAACACAAGUCCACGGCCACCUCCAACACAACACAAGUCCACGCCACCUCCAACACAAGUCCACGGCCACCUCCAACACAACACAAGUCCACGGCCACCUCCAACACAACACAAGUCCACGGCCACCUCCAGCACAACACAAGUCCACGGCCACCUCCAACACAACACAAGUCCACGCCACCUCCAACACAACACAAGUCCACGGCCACCUCCAACACAAGUCCACGGCCACCUCCAACACAGCACAAGUCCACGGCCACCUCCAGCACAAGUCCACGGCCACCUCCAACACAAGUCCACGGCCACCUCCAGCACAACACAAGUCCACGGCCACCUCCAACACAACACAAGUCCACGCCACCUCCAACACAACACAAGUCCACGGCCACCUCCAACACAAGUCCACGGCCACCUCCAACACAGCACAAGUCCACGGCCACCUCCAACACAAGUCCACGGCCACCUCCAACACAGCACAAGUCCACGGCCACCUCCAGCACAAGUCCACGGCCACCUCCAACACAACACAAGUCCACGGCCACCUCCAGCACAACACAAGUCCACGGCCACCUCCAACACAACACAAGUCCACGGCCACCUCCAACACAAGCGUGUGUUGUGUUGCUCUGGUGUGGGGCGUGUGUUGUGAUGCUCUGGUGUGGGCUCUGGUGUGA
Messenger RNA from Sardina pilchardus (European sardine), 2079 nucleotides. Its product is annotated as mucin-2-like. The transcript has 7 exons. The record is from RefSeq and is a predicted model, not a curated record. Lineage: Eukaryota; Metazoa; Chordata; Actinopteri; Clupeiformes; Clupeidae. Bases 1 to 2079 code for a protein of 692 amino acids.